AUGAAACGACCAAUUAGUGAUAAUCACAUAGUUUUCGACAAUCACCUGAUUGUUGAUACAACUGCUCCUACGACCUCAAGAAGCUCGGAAAGCGCCAAGGACUGCAGAAAACGAAAAGCCCUUCGCAUCCAGUAUCUAGCUGAAAGUGUACGAUUGCGUGAGCUCACUGUUAUAAAAAUGAAACGUGAUAUUGACAAAUUGCUUGAGUUGUGUCAGUACAUAGAUCAAGGAGAUGUACCAGUGUCACUUUUGGAAAAGUGUGGGAUAUCAGUAUAA
Schistosoma spindalis is the source of this 276-nucleotide messenger RNA. The record is from the annotation of a GenBank genome assembly. Lineage: Eukaryota; Metazoa; Platyhelminthes; Trematoda; Strigeidida; Schistosomatidae.